UCUUGAUAGGAAAAGAGUGAGCUCCCUGCACAAUCCAAAUGGAAACCUCCAAAGUAUUUCUCUUCUUUCUUCUUCUUCUUUCUACCUUCCAAGUCCUUUUUGUAUCUUGUACCAAAUUUGAAGUUGGAGGCAAGAGUGGAUGGGAGGUCCCGAAAUCGAAGAGCCAACAAAUGUACAACGAAUGGGCGUCGAAAAACCGGUUCAAGGUCGACGACACUCUAUCUUUCAAUUACACGAAGGACUCGGUGGUGGUGGUGACCAAGGACGAGUACGAAAAAUGCCACUCUGCUCAUCCCAUCUUCUUCUCCAACAAUGGUGCAACUACGUUCACACUGGACCGGCCCGGUUUGUUCUACUUCAUCAGCGGAGUUGCCGGGCACUGCGAGAGAGGGCAGAAGAUGAUCAUCAAGGUCUUGGAACCGGCAAGCCCGCCUAAGUCUGCUGAUCAGAACUCGACGGACCCGUCGCAGACGAAGCAUGGUUCGGGUGCAAUGGCCGCCAUCUCCUCCGCAACAACUCUUGUGUUCUGCUUUGUGUCAUUUGUUGUGGUCUUUUUCUUCUAGUUGCAGUGAUAUGUGAUGGUUUUUAAUGUUCUGUGUUUUUCCGUACCCCUAGUCUGAUUUGCGUCUUGAGAAGAGAUUAUCCCGAUCUAUUCCACUAAGACCACCGGAUCAAGUGAUCCGGGCAUUUGAAAUUUAAUCAAACGGUCAAAAAUUAUUAUAGCUUUUAACGAGUCAAAACAAAUGAACCGUUGGAUGAAAUUUCAAAAGCCCGAAUCACUUGACCUAAUGACCUUGGUGGAAGAGAUCCGGAGCAUUGGGUCUUUUGAGAUUUAAAGAGUGUAGACUGAAACUAAUUUGGAUUAUGAAUUUCAAUUUCUUUAA
Molecule: messenger RNA, 884 nt
Organism: Malus domestica (apple)
Lineage: Eukaryota; Viridiplantae; Streptophyta; Magnoliopsida; Rosales; Rosaceae
Product: early nodulin-like protein 5
Cellular component (GO): plasma membrane
Molecular function (GO): electron transfer activity
Source: RefSeq, a predicted model, not a curated record